ACCUCUCCCCGCCAUGGCCCCCCUGGCUCAGACCCUGGCACUGCUGGCAAUGACCACGGCCACUGCAGUCAUGGAUGAGGUGCCCAUGGACAUGGCCCCGAACUCCUUCGAUGACCGGUACUGGGGCUGCCGUGACAAAAUGACUGCGGCAUUGCCGGCCUUGCACUGGUCAGAGCUCCAGCAGAACUCUCUGUUYGCCCAGGCCUGGGCUCAGGCCACGGCCGAGUGGCAGAAGCGCGGGUCCCAUAUGUCCGGUCUCUCAUCCUCGGACCAGGCCAUCGCCAUCAUGGCCUACACGGGGCCAACAUCAUUGUACAAGGAGUUCAACAACGCCGUGCGCGAGGCCGGGUACUCCUCCUGGGAAUACCGAAACAACUUCSACUUCAAAGCCCUGCAUUUCCUGCUGACCGAUGCCCUGACCACGCUCUGGGCCACUAGGCACUUGAACUGUCGUGAAGUGUUCCGGGGUGUGCGCAACAUCCGGUUCGAGGCGCGGCCCGGCCAGACRGUUCGGUUCGGUCAAUUCACGUCCACAUCGCUGAGCAAAACRGUCUCCGAGGAAUACGGGACGGACACGUUCUUCCAGGUGACCACCUGCUACGGYGUGGUCAUAGCAGAUUUCUCCUUCAAUCGCAGCCAGCAGGAGGUGCUGAUCCCGCCCUUCGAAACCUUCGAGGUCACCAAGGUCAUCCUGGAUAGGGACAAGACGCAGAUCGAGCUCCGCUCCAGCGGGAUGCAUAACGAGUACAACUGCGAAUGGCUGGGAGGUGAUAUCAUGGGGACACCCCUGUGGGGACACUCGGGGAGAGUGGGGGACAGGGACAUUGCUGGGGACAAGGGAUGGGGAGACCCACUGUGGACACAGGGACAGGGURGAAGCAGCCCCAGGGACCCCCCGCUGAUCGCAUGGCUCCUCUUGGCCCUGGCAGCCCUUGCAGUGGCCACCGGGAUCUUCUCUGGGCCACGUGGCCAUCGUAGUAAUUCUGGUCACCAUGACAACUAUGGACACCACUGCCACAACAGUCACUGA
Molecule: messenger RNA, 1030 nt
Organism: Malurus melanocephalus (red-backed fairy wren)
Lineage: Eukaryota; Metazoa; Chordata; Aves; Passeriformes; Maluridae
Product: erythroblast NAD(P)(+)--arginine ADP-ribosyltransferase-like
Exons: 2
Coding region: 14-1030 (338 amino acids)
Molecular function (GO): NAD+-protein-arginine ADP-ribosyltransferase activity; NAD+ poly-ADP-ribosyltransferase activity
Source: RefSeq, a predicted model, not a curated record